AUGGCUGACGCUCGACUCGCCCUCAGGGCAAGAAUUCCAGUCCUUACGCCACAGAACAACCCUCAUCUUGUACACCAAUUCCUAUUGAACCAUAUUCCAGAGGCUGACUUGACCGGGUCAAACACCCUUUCCAACGACGAUACACUCUCUCCCCUGAUUUAUGCGCUUGUUACUACUCCAUUAUCUUCUCACGGCUGGAUCCUCUUCAAGUUCAUCCAGGAACAACAACUGAGAGUGACUACUAAUGCCGGUGUCAUCGCUCUUGAACCUACCAGUCUGAAUCUAUUCAGGUUUCCCCCUUUUUCCCAAUUCGCCAUUGACACCUCAAGAGCUGUCGCGCAGUUUUGGACGAGCCUCAACGAGAUGGAA
Messenger RNA from Acaulospora colombiana, 369 nucleotides. The record is from the annotation of a GenBank genome assembly. Lineage: Eukaryota; Fungi; Glomeromycota; Glomeromycetes; Diversisporales; Acaulosporaceae.